AUGUCAUCUCAAAACCAAGUCGCGAAGCGUCUCCAAACGGAGCUUAUGCAGCUCAUGAUGGACCCCAUCUCUGGCGUCAGUGCCUUUCCCGACGGUGACGACCUCACCAACUGGAAAGGCACGGUGGAGGGUGCCGACAACGGCGUUUACGCCGACAUGCAGUUCACCCUUUCAAUGGCCUUUCCUCAAAAUUAUCCAAUGGCUCCACCGACUGUCAAAUUUGAAACGCCUAUCUUUCACCCCAACAUCGACAUGAGUGGCAACAUCUGCCUUGACAUCCUCAAAGACAAGUGGAGCGCCACAUACACCGUCACCACUCUCCUUCUUUCCAUCCAAGGGCUUCUCGAGACCCCUAACAAUGACUCCCCUCUUAACAAUCAGGCUGCAGAACUCUGGCACAACAAAGGCGAGUUCCUGGUAUUGGCCAAGCGGAGGUACGCCAACCUGCCUAUCAACUAA
Messenger RNA from Chondrus crispus (carragheen), 459 nucleotides. Its product is annotated as ubiquitin-conjugating enzyme E2. The record is from RefSeq and is a predicted model, not a curated record. Bases 1 to 459 code for a protein of 152 amino acids. Lineage: Eukaryota; Rhodophyta; Florideophyceae; Gigartinales; Gigartinaceae. The transcript has a single exon.